This is a messenger RNA of Chironomus riparius, 2161 nucleotides long. NCBI's taxonomy places the organism in Eukaryota, Metazoa, Arthropoda, Insecta, Diptera, Chironomidae. The record is from the annotation of a GenBank genome assembly.
AUAUCCUUACAAACUUGAUCCUGUAAGAAGUGAAGUUUGAUUUUUAAAAUUAAUGAAGUUAGUAAUAUAACAUUAAAAAUAAUGGAAACGGAUAGUCAAGUCAUUAUAGAGGAAUUGUACGAUUGUGAAUCAGAUAUAAUUGAGAAAGUUGAAUUAGACGAAGACGAAAUUGUUAAUGAUCAGCAAAUAUAUCAGUGCAGUUCCUGUAAUUUUAGUUUUACGGAUGUUAAUGAACAUCUACAAAAGUAUCAUGACAUAAAUGAGAAUAUUGAGCAUCAAACUGAGGAUGAAGAGUUAGUUUUAGAGGAACUGGAUGAUGAAACAGACAAUGAAAUUAAUUUAGCACCAAUUGUCAAGAAUGAAGAUGGCAAGUUCGAAUGUAAUGAGUGCCAGAAGUCAUUUAAAGUCUACAAACGAUUUGUCAGCCAUCUAAAGACUCACAACAGCUUAAUGGUUGAGGAUUUUAGUGAAUUAGAUCAGAAUGUCAAGGUUGAGUUUAAACAUAAUGAAUAUAUGGAGCUUGAAGGAACUGACGGGACAAUUUUUCGUUGCAAGCACUGUAAUGCUGAUUUCAACUCGAGGAAGAGCUUGCUCUUGCAUCUUUCGAUCCACAAAAAUGUAGCAGAAGCUCAAAGUAAGGAAAAACUCUUUGGAAAGCAAACAACUGACAUUAUUAAUUGCCAAAUAUGCAACAAGUCAUUCAGCAACAAAUUAGAGUUUGAUUUACAUGUUCAAGCACACGAUGAAAACAGCCCAAGCACUUCAAAGUCUUAUGUACCCAAAAAGACAGCAACACCACAGAAAGGUGUUCAUCCAUGCCAAUAUUGUGGAAAGAUCUUUAAGAGACCACACGAGAAAGUUAAGCAUGAGCGUAUCCACAGCGGAGUCAAGCCGUAUACAUGUGAUCUCUGUGGCAAGCAGUUUCGAGUGACUUAUUGCCUAUCGCUGCACAAAAGGAAUGUCCAUUCAGACGACAGACCUUAUAUCUGCACAUUUCCAGGAUGUAAUAAGCGUUUCAAGGCACAAAGUGUCUAUAAUCAUCACAUCAAUACACACUCAGAUGAAAGGAAAUUCCAAUGUCCAUUCUGUCCAAAGACUUUCAAGACAUCAGUUCAACUAGCUGGACAUAAAAAUACACACACCAAACCAUUUUCGUGUCAGAUCUGUAAGCGUCCAUUCUCGUCACUUUAUGCUGUAAAGAAUCACAUGGAAACGCAUAAUAAUCAAGACUCAAACUUAAAGUUAGCAUGCAAGAUCUGUGGUGCUCAGUAUGCUCGUUCUUUUGCCCUUAAAGAUCACAUAAAGUCAGUUCAUCCUGAAAUGGAUGUAGAAAUUGAGGAAUAUAUAAUUGAAACAGACAUGGACGGAACUAAUGGAGAAGAUAAUGAACUUUAUUCAGUUGUCAUGUCAUCAGAAUAAAGAAUUUUUAAGGAUUUAAUAAAAAGUGAAUUGAUUAUGUUAACCGACCGAAAUACAUUACUUUCCUAGAUACUUUCUUAGCUAGUUCUGGCCAUUGUACAACAAAAAGAUCAGUCAUGUACAAUAAAAUCCAGCCAGAUAAUGAUAAUGUCUUAACUCUACAGUAGCUUUCAAUAAAGACAAUGCGACAUGCUGAAUUGAUGUAAAAGACUUUUAAGAGAUAAGCAACAAUGCAAACGGGGACACAAAUUCCAGGUCCAUUGCAGAGAAUUAAGUUAGGUCUGCUGUGAUGAAGUAAUGGGAUACAAUCUAUGAAUGAUUUUAAUGUAGUAAAUAUUGAUGAGAAGUAGCUUUGAUGGACUUUCCGGCUUCUUGUGAUCACAUAAAUCUUGUAUUCACUUUUAUCAUUUUCUAUGCUUAAUAGCUUAUCAACCGAAUUCUGAUCAUUCUCAGACACAACAUAGAACCUUGGUACAUAUUUGUCUUUAUUCAAUUUUUUGACUAUUUCCAGCAUUUCUGUUGUGUGACCUGAAAUAAAAAAAAUAUUUUUAAGAUUUUAAGAAUGUGUCGGAAGUAAUCAAAACUCACCACCGGAUCCUAAUAUUAUCAUUGUAUUAGCACAAGCUUCAUUGAGAUAGUUUCUUUGAUGAAAGAAUGAUGAGAUACAUAGUGUAAUUACACGUCCAAUAGCAAAUCCAAUGAUUCCAAAAAAUAGCAGCAUAAACAUUGUGUCUAAUUCCUA